UUGCAAAAAAGUUUAUUUGCGACGACUGCAAUUUUAGCGUUACAAAUAUUGUAGCAAAAACUGAAAAUUUCAUUUCCCUCCCUCCAAAUACAGCGCGGGCACUCAAUGAAAAUUUGAGUCAGGUUUUUGCAACGACAUAGUUGUUGUGUAAUAAAAAGUAUAUAUAUGAAAACAACCAAUGUAGUUGUAAAAAAGAAAAAUAAAUAAUGACAACAACAGCUCGUUAUCAAACAUUUAGAAAAAUAAAAUGGGUAAGACAAAAAAAUAUAGAUUAAACCAUUCAAAUCUUCUUUUUUAUUUUUUCAUUUGCUCUGAAGAAAACGCUCGAAACCCUUACUAUUUCCCACCACUCUCUCUCCAAUGGAGACCCAUCUUCUUUGAUGACCCAAAAUCCUCGGCUUAUAGAUCUUCUCCGGCGACUCAGCCUCUUCACUUUCUCCGGUCCGGCGACCCAUCAAACUUUAGCUACAACUUCAAUUGUGAUCGGUACUUUGUUAGUGAAAGUGGAGAUUAUAAACAUAUUGAUUUUUAAUAGUUGCCGCCACAACAUAAUUCUCCUCAAGGUAUUCAUUUGAACAUGGUUACGAAUUGAAGUGCUAAAAUUCUCAAGGAAAACUGGUAUUUGGAUAUGGCAUUGAACAAGGCAUGGAUGAAAUUAAAGAGUCGUUCAUCUUCUGAUUAUAUUUAUGGUGUAGAUAGCUUCUUAGAUUUUGCCCUUUCUAGUGUUGAAGAAAAUGAAAAAGAAACUAUCACUAUCAGGUGUCCAUGUAAUAGUUGUCGUAAUAUUUUAUAAAAGAAAAUGUGAUGUUAGAUUUGACUUGCUAAAAUGGGGAAUGUAUGAGAAGUAUACUUCAUGGGAAUUCCAUGGAGAAUUAUAUGAUGAUUCAAGUGAUGAGGAAAACGACAAUGGCAAUGUCUUUGGCAAUCAUGAUAGUGGAUUUGCCAUGUUACAAGAUGCUUGUGGUGUAGCUGCUAUGAAUGUGGGGCUAGAUGAGGAUACAUCUAAUGAAAACAACCUGAUGCCUGAAGAACCUAAUGCUGAUGCACAAAAGUUUUACCGUUUGUUAAAAGAGUAUCAACAACCAUUAACUGUAGACGGUACAACAAUGCCUAAACUAUCAUAUAUUGUGAAAUUGUUGCAUUUGAAGGUCCUCAAUAAGUGGAGUGGUAGUUCGUUUGAUAGCUUACUUAAGUUACAACGUCAAGCUUAUGGCUCUACAAUUCCUGAUUCUUAUUAUGAGGCAAAGAAACUCAUUAAAGAUUUGGGUCUUGAUUAUAUAAAGAUUGAUGCUUGUCAAAAUUAUUGCACUCUUUAUUGGAAAGAGAAAGAAAAUUUGACUAAGUGUCCCACAUGUGGUUUAUUGAGAUGGAAAAGUGAUGAAAAAGGUUCUUCUAAAAGUAUAACAAAGGUGCCUCACAAGGUUUUGCGCUACUUUCCAUUGAAGCCUAGGUUACAAAGGUUGUACAUGUUUAGAAAGACGGCUGAAGAUAUGCGAUGGCAUAGUGAAGAUAAGUUCAAUGAUGAUAUAAUGAGGCAUCCUCGUGACUCAAUUGCUUGGAAGUCAUUUGAUAUGGAAUUUAGUGCAUUUGGCAAAGAAUCACGUAACGUAAGGCUAGGACUAGCUUGUGAUGGGUUUCAACCAUUCAAUAAUUCACAGCACAGUACCUGGCCUGUUGUUCUUAUUCCGUAUAAUCUGCCUCCAUGGAUAUGCAUGAAAGCUCAUUCAUUCAUGUUAACUUUACUUAUACCCGGACCUACUAGCCCAGGAAGAAAUAUAGAUGUAUACCUUCAGCCAUUAAUUGAUGAAUUGAAAGAGCUUUGGAACAUUGGAAUUGAGACCUAUGAUGCUUUUUCUAAGGAAAAUUUUCAGAUGCAUGCAGCAGUGUUGUGGACAAUCAAGGACUUUCUUGCCUAUGGAGAUCUUUCUGGAUGGACCACUAAAGGCCAUUUUGCAUGCCCAUGCUGCCAUAAAGAAACGAAACGAACAUCUUUGCUGAGCAAGGGUGGCUAUUUAGAUCAUCGACGUUGGCUUCCACUUGAUCAUAUAUGGAGACAAGAUGUUGCUUCCUUUAACAAUAAAAAGGAGAAAAGGCGUUCACCGCUUCCAUUGAGUGGGGAAGAGGUACUACAACACUUGUCUCGUUUCACACCAGAAAAGUUUGGAAAGAAUUCUAACAAAAGAAAAAGGGAUGCCUCAAAUAGUCUGUAUGGGUGGCAUAAAAGAAGCAUUUUUUUUUAAUUUGCCUUAUUGGAGUAAGUUAAAAAUUUGUCAUAACUUAGAUGUUAUGCACAUCGAAAAAAAUGUCUCUGAUAACAUUUUGGGUACUUUGUUGGGCAUAAAAGGCAAGAGCAAAGAUACCACAAAGGCUCGAAUAGAUUUGAUGAAGAUGAAAGUUAGAAGUGAAUUGCACCCGAUAUUGGAUGGUGAUAAAGUACGUGUUCCUGUUGCAUGUUACUCUCUAAGCUCAAGUGCCAAAGCUGCCAUAUGUGAUAUGUUUACUAAAAUAAAAUCCCCAGAUGGCUAUUUAUCAAACAUUUCUCGUUGUGUCAAGGAUAAUGGAAAAAAGAUUUCUUGCUUGAAGAGUCAUGAUCAUCGUGUGUUCAUUGAGCAGUUACUUCCUCUUGUAACGCGUGGCUUUUUGCCAAAGUAUGUGUAUGAACCUCUGGUAGAGUUAAGUUCCUUUUUUAGGAAUUUGUGUUCAAAGAGUGUAACCAUCGGUGAACUGGAAGAUCUUGAAAGAAAAAUCCCUUACACGUUGUGUAAGCUUGAGAUGAUUUUUCCACCAGCUUUUUUUGAUGUCAUGGUUCAUUUAGUUAUACACUUGGCAGCCGAGGCAAAGAUUGCUGGGCCAGUUCGUUAUCGUUGGAUGUAUCCAGUUGAGAGGUAUGUUGGGUAAUAUUUUUUUUUUUUUUUAGUUUUUCUAUAAUUUUGAGAAUUCACUGACUUUAAAAGCACUUUAAACUCAAUAGGUACAUUCAAACUUUGAAAUCAUAUGUUCGUAACAGAGCACACCCAGAAGGUUCAAUAGCUGAAGGAUACCUUGCUGAUGAAUGUCUAACAUUUUGCUCCAGAUUAGGAUAUGGAAGUUUUGCUAAGGUGCCUUCGUUGUGGAUGUUGAAAGAAGAUGGGUAUUUUGGGCAUUGAAUGAACUGAUGUUGUAUUCUUUUGGAAUGAAUGAAAUACUAUCUUGAAUGUUGUGGUAGGAAUAGAGUACUACCAAUUUUUGGGCAUGACAUUAAACUAUGUAUAUUCUGAAUAUUAUGUGACAUUGAUGUCACAUUUUGGGCAAGCAUGGAAAAUGUUUGUACUUGGAACAACUUCCAUCUUUAAUAUAUUCAAAAUAGUAAAUUCAAGUA
Messenger RNA from Chenopodium quinoa (quinoa), 3358 nucleotides. RefSeq lists its product as uncharacterized. The transcript is spliced from 4 exons. Lineage: Eukaryota; Viridiplantae; Streptophyta; Magnoliopsida; Caryophyllales; Amaranthaceae. The record is from RefSeq and is a predicted model, not a curated record. The coding region runs from base 735 to 2240 and encodes 501 amino acids.